Molecule: messenger RNA, 5481 nt
Organism: Cheilinus undulatus (humphead wrasse)
Lineage: Eukaryota; Metazoa; Chordata; Actinopteri; Labriformes; Labridae
Gene: cers1
Product: ceramide synthase 1
Exons: 7
Coding region: 973-2121 (382 amino acids)
Biological process (GO): ceramide biosynthetic process
Cellular component (GO): membrane
Molecular function (GO): sphingosine N-acyltransferase activity
Source: RefSeq, a predicted model, not a curated record
ACGUCACGCCCCCUCGGUUUUUUUUUUUCUUCCUUUCGACACAAACGUACGCUGUCCUCUUUUUAACGUACCAGUUGAAUCCUAUUGAAUGCAGAGCGCGACUUGUCAAAACGCAGCUUUGAACACGUUGGCCAGUCCAGAGCAGCAGCAGCAGCGGAGGAGAAGAAGAAGCGACGGCAGCCUCUCUACAGGAUAAAUUUUCCUUUUAUUUAUCCCCUUUUCUCUUCUCUGGAAUAACUCGGCUUCGAAUGAAAUUUGCCGGUUCGCCAGGAGUCUGCUGUGGCGGCACACGGACGUUAUAUAAGGCGAAUAACGGACAGAGAUGAGCCUGCACGUACGUUACAGUAUAGCGGCACAAUAAUCGCAUGUGGCUGUCUGGGUUUGGCACUUCAAAAGGCGACGGAAACGCUGGACCCCACGCGGAAUUCGUUCAUUUAUGUGUGCUACAUCACGUUUUAGGCUAAUUUAUUCGUAGAGCUAGCUAGCUUGGACGCCGCUGCCAAUGCUGGACCAUACACUAUUGUGUAUGCGUAUGAUUGAACUUAGCUAGGCGGCUAACCAGGAGCGCUGCUGAUGAGCCCGUGUGUGCGUAGUGGAAUGAUGAGCAGAAGAAACCUCCACCAAACAGGCGCUAAUGGCUCCGAUUAACCGUCCAAGCCCUCUUUAAAUAUUGGUUCAUAUGAUUAUUAAAGACAGACACAUAGCCAAUGUGUGUUUCAGCCCUGGUGGGCCCCGCUAUCAUUCAUAAAACUAUCCUUAAGGCGAAGAAUGGGCCCAUGUCUUAAUUUGGACAACAAAGAAUUAGGCUACUGAAGAGGUUAAGCUGGUUAGAUAAGCUUGUUUUAGCGUUUUUAGGUGAGCUAGCAAGCUGGUUGGCGGAUUAGUCACACAGUCUGGACAGUACAGCUCCUUGCACUCCCUUCACUUGGAGUAUUAUUUUGCACGUUUUUCUUCUCUGAGAGCCGCACCACAAUGAGCAGUCACAGCGGGGACGCCGCGCCGGUGGAUGUGGAGCCCAUGCCGGGAUACUUAGACCUCAUCACCCGAGCCUCCACCGUUAUGUUGGGCGCAUGGAGAGACUGUAGCACAUGCGGGCUAGAGCUCUCUAAACGGACUCUCCUGGAUAACGCAUACAUUACACUGACCGAAAUCGCCCUGUUCUUCUUUUGCGCCUUUUUGUGGACGCAGGUCAGACGGGGAUUGACAGAAAGUCUGUUUAAGCCUCUAGCACAGUGGUUGAGGCUGCUUCCCAAAGAUGCUGCCAAGAUGCCAGAGAGCGCGUGGAAGCUGGUCUUCUACACCAUGUCGUGGUCAUACAGCACCUACCUGCUCUUCUUUACCUCCUACUCCUUUUUCCACGACCCGCCCUCUGUCUUCUACAACUGGAAGAGUGGUAUGUCAGUGCCUACAGACAUCGCCAUAGCCUACCUGAUCCAAGGCAGCUUCUACGGCCACUCCAUUUAUGCGACUUUGUACAUGGACGCAUGGAGGAAGGACUCAGCCGUCAUGGUGGUGCACCACAUCAUCACGCUGGCACUCAUCAGUUUCUCCUAUGCCUUCAGAUACCACAAUGUUGGGAUUCUGGUGUUGUUCCUUCACGACAUCAAUGACAUCCAGCUGGAGUUCACCAAACUGAACAUCUACCUGAAGUCCAGAGGCGGGGGGUACUGCCUGCUCAAUGACGUGCUGUCCAACAUGGGCUCUGUCAGCUUCAGCAUCACUUGGUUUUGGUUUCGUCUCUACUGGUUCCCUCUCAAAGUGCUGUAUGCCACGUGUGUAUCCAGCCUUGAGUCUGUCCCCGGCAUUCCCUUCUACUUCUUCUUUAAUGCUCUUCUCCUGGCGCUGCUGCUUAUGAACAUAUACUGGUUCUUGUUCAUCGUGGUCUUCGUGGUGAAGGUGUUAAAGGUAAAAGAGGUAAACGACGUCAGGGAGUAUGAGGACGAGGACGGCAGCAAGGCAGCAGCGGGCCUGCUUGGAGAACCGAAGGCAGAAAACAACGAUGAUGAUGCUGGACAUCACAUCUCUGCCCAGGGCUCCCUGACCCUCUGUUGUCUCCUCUCUCUGUCGCUGUCUUACAGGAAGCAUGUGCAGAACGGGAUCACCAAGGAGAAGCAUCUAUAACAGGCUCUUCGUCGCCACCACCUGGCACUGGGCUGCAAGUACAAAACAAGACAAGACGCCCUCCUCGGACUGCUGUGCUCCAGACGUGGCUGAAGGGAAGAGUGUCACAAAAAAAAAAGAAAGGAAAAAAGAAGUUAGGCUGCAAUUAACUUUUUACUCUUUUUAUUUGUUUUAGAACAUUUCAUUUCAUCACUGAUAUUUUGUUUUAAUUUUUUAUUAUUAUUAGAGCACUGUGAAUGUUAUUUCAGGUGACUUUUUGUCUUAUUGUUGCUAACUUUACAUUUGAUAGAUUCAGUAGGAACAAACCAGUUUGAGUGAGAGCUGAACUGUGAUAGUCACAUAUAGUUAAAAUGGGUGGAGUAACCAUCACCAUCAGCCUGAGCAGCAGCAUCCUGCAGCACCCAGAUAAGAUGGCAUUUAGUGGUACUGUAGACUUUUAGCCCUACUGUAACCUUUAGCUCCCUGGUAAACUAGCAAUAUGCUGAUCUAAAGGGUGCGUGCUGUUGAAAUAUGUUUAUAAACAAAUUCCUUUCCUCCUUUAUCCACACUAAAACUCCGUCCAUCCCCUUUGACUCCAGACAUGAAGAGAUAACGGUAAAAAACAUGACUCGCAUGGAUAUCAAGGCUACAUUCACAGCUGUGGCGAUGCAGGAGAGCCUGCUUGGUGUUACUGUUUUGAUUUCCAUAUCAUUGCAUGUCAGUGGUGGAGACCACACAGCUCUGCUCCCGCCUGCGUUCAUUAACUUGUAUUAAAAUCCACAUCAGUGUAGGUACGCGUACAUGUGUGUGCUAGGAGAGUAUGGAUGUAGCCGAAGCUUUUAAACUCCACAACAUUUCACCUCUCACUUCAAUUUUUUUAACAUUUUAUCUCUUCUACUGAUGAUCAACAGACAUCAGCAUUUUUACUUGUAUAGAAGAAAAUGUUUUGCUUUUUUAGUCUUUUUUUCUGUGUUGCAAACAUCUGUUGCUGCACUGACAUGAAGGCGUACAAGCUAGUUGCUGGUUUAAUGACAGCAAAUAGCUCGAAUUGAUUGACUGGGUUUCAGCGUUAUCAUCAUGAUUUAAUUUGUUUAAUAUGAAUUAAUAAUAUUUUUUAACCAGUUCAUGGUGGUGGUGGCUAUGUGGUUCACAGAAAAUUGGAACAAUAGCCUAGUAACUUGUAAAGAUAAAAACAGUAUGAUAAAAACAUUAUGUAUGCACACAUUAUGGUAUUCAGGAAUGCAUGACAUCGAAUGAUUUUGGAAAUAUGCUAUGAAAUUGUCUUACAAACAAUGAAGAAAAAAAAUCAUCUUGUUAUGUAACCAUAAUGUCUAUUUAUGUCUAAAACUUUUCUUUGUUAUGAAGCAGCAGUGGCCACUGAACACAUGCAACGUUUUUCUUACUAACACAUUUAAACCAGUGUGUGAUAAACCUUAAUUUCCCAAUUUGUGUAUUAAAAAUCAGUCUCGCUUUAAAGCUCCUGUAAGGAACUUUUGGGUUGUGUUGCUUUUGGCACCCUCCUGUGGACAGAAUGAGUUGACAAUCUCACUGCUGGUCUUGUACAUGGAUCUUUUAUGUGAAAAAAAUCCAAAAUAGGCUGUUUCUGCAGAAUACUGUUCAUUUUCUCACAGGGCAUCAACCCAGCAGCAGUCAGAGGCAUGAAAAAAAUCUGACAGAAAAUCUGAACUAUGAGUCGCCACCAAUAGAAGCCACAGCCUCAUUUUUUAAAAAUCUCCUUAAGGGAAAAAAUGUUGAUAUUGUACUCCAAUGUGAUCAUUUCCAUUUCUUUCAGCAAACUCCACAACAUUAAGUUUCUAAGCAGCUUUGCUUGCUCUUUAGUACUAUCUGUUUUGACCUGAAUCUACUAGCUAUAGUACGAUAGUUGAGCUCUCAUCCCGCAGUGAUAGUUGUGAGAUGGACUCACAGCCCCACGAAUCACACUGCCCUCCUCUGCCUGAGUUUUUCAGUCAAACCAGCACUUUAAUCAGGAUGCUCCCCAUUUCCUUGAAAUUCACCAAUUCAUAACCAAAGUUACCUCAAGACACUUUACAAAAAAGAGCAGGUCUAGACCAUACUCUUUUUUUAACAACUAAUCACAUUUAUUGAACAAAAAAUUUGCAGUUUGGACCUUUAAUGAAACAAAAAUAAGACAAAGAGAAAGGACUACAUAAACAUGUUUUAAAAAAGGACAUCAUUACAGAAACCCUAGAAUGACAUGCAGGAAGACACUUUUAUUUUACUCAAUUUCUCAUGACAAAGCAUACACUUUGCUUGCGUUCUAGAGAUACCGAGAAAGGUACACAUUAACAUGGAAAAAAAAAUUAAAUUAACUAAGUCACAAUUUGGAGAAAACAACCAAAAUUUACUUUCCAUGGAGGCAAAAUGGAGCAAAAAUAAAAUGCAUUGUUGCUAUGAGGUGCAAAUCUCCUAUAUCUAAAAUCAUUAUUUUCAGGAGAUGGGGAAAAUAUGUCUUCCUUUUUUUAAUCAAAACACUACAUCAUUAAAGUAAACAUUAUACUUUCCUACCAUUUACCAAAAAAAUGUAAACUCCCGCACUUGGUCUAACCUGCAAAAAAGUCAUUUAUUUGCAACACUUUAGCACCAGACCUUCACUGGGCAAGUUGGUUUAAAAAAAUAUUUCAGCUGCUGUCAAAUAUUUCACUGCAGUUUAUAUAUUACGCCUACUGUGAAGUAUUUAAACUGCUAAAUUUUAGAAUUAAAAAUUCUUAGAAACUUUUACACACUGUCUUACUUCCAGAAAAAGUUGCUUAUUUGCAGUGUCGCAGUAAAAACCAGCUAGAAUCUUUCAUAUUACCACUUAGCAGUGUGUGACAGUGGAAGCUGCAUGCACGUUGGUUAAUGAUGUCUCAGCACUUUGAACUGAUUUAUUGUUCGCAUCAACAUAUACGACGCAGAUAACUGCUUUUAAAUUGAAAGAAUUAGGUAUUAAAAUUGUAGCUUAUACACCAGAUUUAACGGUAUGUCAUAAUCUCUCCAUUGAUUGCUUCACAACUGGUAAAAAUCUCCUCACAGGAGCUCUAAGAUAUGUUAAAGGUUGACAUGUUAGUCCCACAUAUACGGGGGGGUUCAGAUGAAUAUGAACAUGUUUAAUCUGAGCAACCAUGAAAAGGGACGUAUUUGGUUAAAAUGGUUUCACUGGUUUGCUGUGUUUUUGUGUCAGUGGAAACAGCUGCUUCACCUGUAGAAAAUAAGGGAUGUUUCUAUUCUUCCUACCUUCUCGAUCAAAUUCAAGCUCUUGUUUGGAUGAACAGCAUGCUUGUGCUGCUGGAGCAGGCCGCAGAUGUCCGUCUGUAGAAGAAGCUUCAGUUUUGUUUUUUUGUUUGUCUUCCACUAUCCCCUCGUCAGCACUCGGGGUGGGGU